GCAAAACAUGCCUCAAAGAUGAUCCAUCAAGCUUUAGCUCUCCCUCGUUUGCCUCAUCUCAGUACAGGAUUUGGGUCUAAUGGAGACGUGUUUUUCCAUCAAUCACGAACAAAGAACCAAGUACUAGCUUUUUCAGCUGCUGGUGAUGAUCAAAUCUCCAGUUCCAAGACCAUUCAGACAAGGAAAGUAGUUGAGCAUGUGAGUUUACUCAAAGCCAAAGAGAGUUUGUCUGAAGAGAAAGAAAAGGAUAUGCUUGAUUAUCUUUACACUUGUCAGUACCAAAUGAGAGGCAUCGUCGCUAUCUCUGUAGGUAGUAUUGGUGAUAGAAACAGUGAAGGUUACACGCACGCUCUCUUUGUGCGGUUCCAGAGGAAAGAAGACCUUGAGAAGUUCUACGAGAACCCUCUCUUCUUGAAAGUUCUUAGUGAACAUGUAACACCAUUCUGCCAUGGGCUAACUAAUGUGGACUAUGAAUCAGAAGUUGAAGAUGACAUCCUUUCGAUAUUUCGAAAAGGCGAGGAAUACAACUACGGCGAAGAGUUUGUUCUUCUAGUUACUUUUGCCAAGAACGCUUCAGAGAAGAACAUUAAAGAUGCAAUGGAUUCUUUUGCACAGCUAACUUCAUCUCUCCCAUCCUUAAUUGUUCAGUCCACACAAGGUUCAAACUUUAAUGACAGCAGUAAGGAAUUCACACAUGCGGCAGUAGUUCGAUUCCGUUCCUUUGAUGCCAUGGAGAUUUUCGUUGAGGGCAGAGAGUAUAAAGAUAUGUGGAGGUCUCAAUUUGAGCCGUUCAUAGAGAAAUCAGUAGCUCUUCAUUUCUCUGUGGAUCCUGUGGGCACAGACGUCAUGUGAGUCCACAUCACACAACAUUUCAAAUUUCAACCAGACAUGUAAAGAUUUGUUUCUUGCAAUGCAUUCCAAGGUUCUCACUCUUUCUUCUGAUACAACAAAACUAUUGCAGUAAGAUUCAUAUAUACUUUGUUGCUAGUCCGUCUCAAAAACAAAAUUGCCACAUGAAAAGCUUGACAAGAUAAAUUGUAUAAGUAUUG
Messenger RNA from Eruca vesicaria subsp. sativa (arugula), 1049 nucleotides. The record is from the annotation of a GenBank genome assembly. Lineage: Eukaryota; Viridiplantae; Streptophyta; Magnoliopsida; Brassicales; Brassicaceae.